Coregonus sp. 'balchen' is the source of this 21740-nucleotide messenger RNA. Lineage: Eukaryota; Metazoa; Chordata; Actinopteri; Salmoniformes; Salmonidae. The record is from the annotation of a GenBank genome assembly.
AUGUCACCGGGUUGGAGAGCACGAAUUGGAUUUGACCGUGUUUUGAGCACUGGAUUUAAUUGUAUUUGGAGAACUGGAUUCGACCAUAUUUGGAUUGUAUUUGACCGUGUUUUGAGUACUGACCUUGACUGUGUUUUGAGAGCUGGUUUUGACCGGAACCACUGAAGGACUUCCCAAACCCGCACGACCUCUCUGUGCCCUUUGCCCUCUGUGACCUCAGAGACGAUGUAGAGGGGAGACUAAUCCUGGAGCCGAAGAUGAUUGGCUUGAACUUCAGCUUGCAGGAGCUGCUCAGGAAAUUUGAAGAGGUAGAUUUGAGAUGUUUGAGAUCUUUUUGAGCUCCCGUUGAGACAAACUGAAAGGAAAGGUUGUUUAUUUUUGAUGCCACAGAUGAGAACCCAGCCUCAUACUAAAUCACUGUAGUCAAACACGUGAAGGUCAGCUCACCUGUUACUGUCAACCAGAGAACUUCACCUCUCUUCUAGCUUGGGACUCUGCUGACAUUUACUGUCUCUCUCCUUUCUCUCCCUCGCUCCCUCUCGGUCUAUGUAGUAUAAAGUGAGGCAGUCUGCUGAAUGAGUUUCUGAGGUUUAUGAAGUAUGAGGAGUAAUUAUUGAACUCAUUAAAGCUUUUUAUCGUGGUAGCAGCGUUAUUAGAGGGGCACAGCUAGAGUCUGCAGGGGAACACAUAGGGAGACUAAGAUUCUUAAAGUGCUUUACUCUCUGACGUCUGGAACGCUGUAAUGCUUUAUUAUUGAGGUUUUGCCACUUUGUGCGUUCAAGGUGCAUGUGUGUGUCCAGUAUUUGUUUACCAAAGCUGCUUGUUGAUGUGCAACAGUAACCUAACUUUCAGACGGCUAUUUUUAGUUUCUUAUUCUGUUUAUCCUUGUGUGUGUGCAGGCCGCCUUUUGUGUGUGUGUGUGUGUGUGUAAUAAUAAUAAUUUGGUGGGUGCUUAUAUUUCUCCUAUUUCACACAAGUGUGUAUUAAUAUGCACGUGUGAAUCGGAAAUCAUAUCCCAACUUUCCCUGAAACACCCUCAGAGAGUGGAGUCACGGCCAUUAUCAACGGCGAACCUGGAGCAAUUCGGGUUAAAGGCCUUGCUCAAGGGCACAUGGACAGAUUUUUCACCUUGUCGGUUCGGGGAUUCGAAUUAGCAACCUUUUGGUUACUAGCACAGCGCUCUAACCGCUAGGCUACAUGCAGCCUGCACGUGUGUUUGUCAGUCAGCCAUUCCUCUGAUCGGUACAUUUCUAAUGCCAGGUUCCUCUGCAAACCCAAAAAGGUGUAACAUUAGGCCCCCUGGGGAUAGUAUCUGUCAAUCUUCCAUUCAUUACUGGGUGAGACAGGGACAAAAUCCAUUAGCCACUAUCCUUAUGCUGCUGCUGCUCUGCGUUAGAAGACGGAGAAAAAGACAUGGCUUUGAUAGAGGGUUGUGUGUGGAACAGCCAUCAUAUGGACAUGGUUCAUCUAUUCCUAAACAUAGCGGCGGUAUUGUAAUGUAUUCCCAGUAGUGGUUCAGCCAUGGAAUGUCUCUCUCUGUGUGUGUGUGUGUGUGUGUGUGUGUGUGUCCUCGCCGUAGAAAUGGCAGACAUAUGUGACCCUCAUCUCCAGAGUCCUCAUUAGAAUACAGCUGAAAGGGCCGUGUGUGUGCGUGCGCUAAAAGUGUUGAUUUUCAUCUAAAUGAAACCAGUAAAUAAAACAUGGGCUUAUAUGAAUGAGCACUCUCAUGCAGCUGAUAUGAGAAGGCUAUUUGGCACUAGUGUGUGUGUGUGUGUGUGUGUGUGCUCAUGCGGAGCAUGCGUGCAUGGACUAUGGAAUGCGUGCAUCACCUCGGUAGCAUCUUCCCCUGGAAGAAAAAGUGUUCAGGAGGAAAAGCACUUUGGGAAUGAGCUGGAACCAAUGAUGUGUAUAAAACCUGGAUGACUGUUUUGAAGCCACUGCGCAGCCAUUUUGCUACUUGUCUUCAAUUGUAAAAUUUAAAAAAAAAGAAAAAUACAUUUUGGAAGCUAUACAAAAGCAUGUAUUAAUGUCUACAUUACUUUUUGUCAAGUAUAUUCUAUUACAGACACCUUAAUGCAUACUUUUAUAUUAAAUUAUGUGAACUACACAUAAACAACAAAAAUAAUAAUAUAUUAAAACAUAUUCCUUAAAGUACUAAUGUUACUGUUACAACUACAACAAAAAAAUACUUAAUUACAUGUAAUAUUGUCCUUGAAAUAUUUAAUUGAAAUACUGUAAAAUUCCAUUCAUUCUUGCUCCUUCUGAGGAGUACCAAUAUGGCAGCCGAUGGCUUCAAAGCAUGUCAUUGGCCAAUACAUAGCAUCAGCAAUCCAGGGUUUAUACACAUUGUCUGGAACAUAUCCAACUGACUCACUGGCUCCUCUCACUCACUCACUCACUCACUCACUCACUCACUCACUCACUCACUCACUCACUCACUCACUCACUCACUCACUCACUCACUCACUCACUCACUCACUCACUCACUCACUCACUCACUCACAACACACACACACACACUCUUUCUGCAUCUCUCUCCCCCUCCCUCUCUCUGAAGUAUCUCUCCUUAUGACCUUCAGUCAUUAGAUUUGUGGUGGGGAGAUAGAUGACUGUGAUAGAGAGAUUCACAGUAGAGCCCUUUCACCCUUUAUCCCUUCUUGUGAAAAUAACUGACUUCCUUUCCUCAGGACCAUGCUAUGCGAAUGACAGGGGUUGCACAUUGGGUAUUGCAGACAGACAGGCUACCAUACUGUGUGACGUGUAUACUGGCCUCUCUAAAAACAUACUUGACCUAAUGUCAUAUGUUGUUGUCAUGUGCAGUCACCAGUCGGUCAUAUGCCUGUUUGUGCAUAAGUAAUGUUUUGCCUGCUUUCUGUUGGUGCUUAGCUCUGUAUGAAUUUCAGUUUGGCAGUAUAUGAGUCCACUGUGUGAGCUCUUUUUGUGUGUGUGUCUCUGUGUGAGUGCUCAGGGUGUGUGUGUGUGUCUCUGUGUGAGUGCUCAGGGUGUGUGUGUAUCUCUGUGUGAGUGCUCAGGGUGUGUGUGUGUCUCUGUGUGAGUGCUCAGGGUGUGUUUGUGUCUCUGUAUGAGUGCUCAGGGUGUGUGUGUGUCUCUGUGUGAGUGCUCAGGGUGUGUGUGUGUCUCUGUGUGAGUGCUCAGGGUGUGUGUGUGUCUCUGUGUGAGUGCUCAGGGUGUGUGUGUGUCUCUGUGUGAGUGCUCAGGGUGUGUGUGUGUGUCUCUGUGUGAGUGCUCAGGGUGUGUGUGUAUCUCUGUGUGAGUGCUCAGGGUGUGUGUGUGUGUCUCUGUGUGAGUGCUCAGGGUGUGUGUGUGUCUCUGUGUGAGUGCUCAGGGUGUGUGUGUGUGUCUGUGUGAGUGCUCAGGGUGUGUGUGUGUCUCUGUGUGAGUGCUCAGGGUGUGUGUGUGUCUCUGUGUGAGUGCUCAGGGUGUGUGUGUAUCUCUGUGUGAGUGCUCAGGGUGUGUGUGUGUCUCUGUGUGAGUGCUCAGGGUGUGUGUGUGUGUAUGUAUGUGAGUGUCUUUUAUCUCUCCCACUUAAAAAUGGCCCGCGCUCAGGGGAGUCCCAGCUCAGUGAGAAAUGGAGCAGUUUUACUAAGAAUUUGACAGGAUCCUCCUCUUGUGUCAGUCUCCCUAUGGUGGUCCACACACACAGACACACACACAGACACACACGACAAGACACAGUGGUGGUCUAUACUGAUCGGGGUGGAGAGUGGAGGACAGGUUAGCCAGAGAGAAAAGGUUUCAAAAUGAAACCAGGGGAACACACACAUACACACAUUCACACACAGCACACCCUCAUCCAAAUUCUAAAUCUGUAGGGCCCACUCUCUGCCUUGCUUCAGUGCCCAGGGUCCCACUGUGAAUCACACACACACACUGACACACACCGGUCUCGUCAGGCAUUGCGUAGCAUCCUAUUAGCUUACAUUAGCGUUGUUCAGGGGAGCACAGCGUAUCAUUAGCUUAGCUUACUUUCAUGUAGCAGAACAUAGAGCUUCAUAGCAUAAGUAUGGAGACCCGGGUCGCUUGGUUAGGGUAGGAGGGGGUUUAGAAUGAAUUGUUUCUCGCUUGGGAGGCUGAGGAGUUUGGAAAUAGUUUACUUUCCACGAGUCCAGAGUAGCUAGAGGACAUUUGAAAGAUGUUUAAACUGCUCUGCCCCCUCUGUUUCGCUGGCUCUGCAAUGGCACACACUCAUCAUGACCAGCUAGCACAAGUGGCUCACUCUCUCCCUCUUCAACCCCACCAUCUUAAAGCUAAUAGAAAGUGAUUGUUGUUUUAUUUAGAUGUUUUGAUGUUGGUGGUGCAUCUCUGAAGCUGUGUAAUAACUGUACAACACAGACUAAAACCUUUCUCUCCUUCUCUGUUUCUCUAUAGGAUAUCCAGGCAGAGAUCGAUGCCCAUAAUGACAUCUAUAAGAGUGUGGACGGGAACAAGCCCAAGAUGGUCAAGGCCCUGGGGACCUCUGAGGAGGCAGUGUUUCUGCAACACCGACUGGAUGACAUGAACCAGCGCUGGAGCGACCUCAAGACCAAGUCGGCCAACAUACGGUCAGUACUAUAAUAUACUGACAACAUUCAGUCAGUAACAUAACACUAAACAACACAAGUCUGCUAACAUACGGUCAGUACUGUAACAUACUGAUAACAUACAGUAUGGUCAGUACUCUAACAUACUAAUAAUAACAUAUGGUGAGUACUGUAAUAUAAUGCCUUAAGAUCAGCACCGUAAACCUGUAGAAUGUAGAAGUCUAAAUACUGUCAGUACUGCAGCAUUCUUCCAACAUACAGUAAAAAGCCUCCCAAGCACAGACUGUACUGUUACAUCACAGAAUGCAGAUACUCAACCUCUCUAAAGGAAAAAAGUGCAGUCCAAGACUUUCAUAUCUUAAUCAUUCACUGAAUCUCCAUCCGCUUGACACUCACUCACAUCAUACUGUGACACUUUCUGUGUUUUGAAAGUUAUAUAUCUUGACAACUUGAUUGUUGACAUGCAAAACAUUUUGGGACUGUAUCAACAGUGGACUAAUGAAACAAAUACAAUAAGAUUUUCCUAUAAAGUAACUAUCCAGUGAAAAUCUCACUUUUUCAUACCCAAAUAAUGUUGUUUCCCCGUCGUAUACUCGUAUUUGUUGCCAAAGCAUAAACAGACCGUUUAAAAAAUGCUUGCUAUUUCCUCAUAGAGGAUGACGUCAUCCCCCUGAGGAGGAUAAGCUGUCUAAUCAGUGGUCUACUCACAUUAAUAUUUUUAAUGACCGGUAUGUGCACAUAUCAUUCUGCUGUUGGGGUUUCCAACAUUUUUAACAUAGUUAAUUGCCAUUUUUGUGAAGGAAAAACAAUGGACUCAUAUAUUGUAAUUAAUUAUAGGUCAUAUUUCAAAGAAAUCUGGAAACACUGGACAGUUACUUUAAAGCAUCUACUGGACCUACUAGAGUGCUGGUCUUAUGAUAUUUCUACACACUCUUAUUUAUAGUUGACCAUGACUACAAUCAAUCAUCGUUCCCAUUUAGAUAUGCAAGGGAGUGUAUGUCAUAACCAUGCUGAGUUGUUUGUUCUGUAAUAUUUAUGUGCAUGAAACUAUUCCAUAAACUCUAGCUAGAACAUGUAUGCUUUGCUUUGGACACAUGAAAUAUGCCCUCUGUGAGACUGAAUGAGCCAAUACUGUGCCACGUAACUCUGCAAAGCCUGGACAGUGGAGGAGCGGCCAAAAUCUUGGCAUAAAUAAAGAGAGAGAUUGGUGGUUAUGAAGAGAGGGUUGUGAAGCGGAGGAGAGGGUUGUGAAGCGAAAGAGAGUGUUGUGAAGCGGAAGAGAGGGUUGUGAAGCGGAAGAGAGGGUUGUGAAGUGGAAGAGAGGGUUGUGAGGUGGAAGAGAGGGUUGUGAAGUGGAAGAGAGGGUUGUGAAGUGGAAGAGAGGGUUGUGAAGCGGAAGAGAGGGUUGUGAAGCGGAAGAGAGGGUUGUGAAGCGAAAGAGAGGGUUGUGAAGCGAAAGAGAGGGUUGUGAAGCGGAAGAGAGGGUUGUGAAGCGGAAGAGAGGGUUGUGAAGCAGAAGAGAGGGUUGUGAAGCGGAAGAGAGGGUUGUGAAGCGGAAGAGAGGGUUGUGAAGCGGAAGAGAGGGUUGUGAAGCGGAAGAGAGGGUUGUGAGCGGAAGAGAGGGUUGGAAGAAGAGGGUUGUGAAGUGGAAGAGAGGGUUGUGAAGCGGAAGAGAGGGUUGUGAAGCGGAAGAGAGGGUUGUGAAGCGGCAGAGAGGGUUGUGAAGCGGAAGAGAGGGUUGUGAAGCGGAAGAGAGGGUUGUGAAGCGGAAGAGAGGGUUGUGAAGCGGAAGAGAGGGUUGUGAAGCGGAAGAGAGGGUUGUGAAGCGGAAGAGAGUGGUGUGAAGCGGAAGAGAGGGUUGUGAAGCGGAAGAGAGGGUUGUGAAGCGGAAGAGAGGGUUGUGGUGAGCAAAGGAGAAAAGUAAUAUAACUGAGGAAUAGUGAAGGAAGGUUAGACGGUGUUAGAAAGAUUGAUAUAUAGUGCACAAUAGAGUGGUGUGUGUGUGUAUUAUUUAGGGUCUGUUAUGUCUUGAUUACUGGGCAUGUAUAAUUAGAGUAGCUGCUAUGGGACUGUGUUGAAUGUAAAAACAAAGCAUUUAAGAGUACACACACACUGAAUAAUAAUACACAUUAUGCUGUAUAACACACACUUUGAUGUACACUCACACACACACAGAAUAUCUUUUACUAUCCUUAAAUUGAUUUCCAUUCAAAAUCCUAUUUUCCCUAACCUUAAAAUAGCCUUUGUCCUUGUGGGGACCUGGCAAAUGUCCCCACAAGGGAGAAUGUUUGUUGUUUUACUAUCCUUGUGAGGACUUUUGGGGAUUUCCAGUACCCACAAGGAUAGUAAUACAAGUCUACACACACACACUCCUGUAGAAUUGGUUUUGGCUGCCCUACAGAGAAGGAAACACCCAGUGUAGCGUUCAAUCUCUUGUUUCCUAGUCUUAAUGCUUCCAGAUGUUGGACAGGAGUUGUCAAGCAAACUGACUACUUUGAAAUACGUCCAGUUGUAAUGGUUGACACACCCACCCCAACCUUGGCAGUCUAGCCAUGGUUCUAACCAUGUUAUUCUGUCGUAGUAUCCACCUGGAGAUGGCUGGUUUAACCUUCUGCUUACAUAGAGAUGGACCUUAUCAUGGUCAUGUUUGAAACUGCUUUAACCAUGUCAUAACCAUCUUGUAACCAUGUUUCAACCAUGUUAUAACUGUAUUGUAAACAUAUUUUAGUUACUAGUUACCUGUCCAACAUUGUAAUCAGUAACGUAACUUUUGGAUUACCCAAACUCAGUAACGUAAUCUGAUUACUUUCAGUUGCUUUUGGAUUACUUUACCUUUAAGAGGCUUUAGAAGAAGACUAAAAGGAUCCAUCAAACACAUUUGGUUGUCAUCAUAGUGGUCUCUGACUUGUGGUCAGACUCACUCUGGGAGAACAAAGUUAAACUUGUGCCUUUUUUCAAUGCUAAAUUGAAUGUCAUUGAGAAAACAGAAAGGUGUAAUAAUGUAUUUUUUCACCAACAUUCUUUCUGAAUUUAAAAGUAAUCCUCUAGUUUUUCUAAAGUAUAUGUAAUCCGAUUACAACAUUUUUGCUGGUAACAUAACCGAUUACAGUUACUGUUUUUUGUAAUCAGAUUACAUGUGACCGAUUACAUGUAAUCAGUUACCACCCAACCUUGGUUGUAACCGUAAUGUAACCAUGUUAUGACCAUGUGUUUCCAGGGCUCACCUGGAGGCGAGUGCGGAGCGUUGGAGUCGUCUGCUGAGCCUGCUGGAGGAGCUGUGGAGGUGGAUCUGUCUGAAGGAUGAGGACCUGGCCAAACAGAUGCCCAUAGGAGGAGACGUCCCCACCCUGCUGCAGCAGCACAACCACUGCACGGUCAGUACCAUAACAAUGGUCAAUUUGAUUACUGCACGGUCAGUAGCAUGAUGAAUACAACCUCUGCAUGGUCAGUAACACGGUCAUAGAACUAUUGCACAGUCAGUAUCAUGAACCACGGUCAAUACAACAAUACCCACAACCCCUGUAGCCAAAAUGACACCCUCUAUUAUAAACAAAACCACAACUAUGACCACUACAAUAUGGUAAAUGUAACAAAGGUAGUGGUUCUUUAGUAUUUCGCGAUGUGGUUACUGUGCAAUGAUACAUAAUUACCCUUCAUAGUUGUGAUUCAGUCUCUGGUCAUGUUUAAGCCUGGCUGCUUGUCUGCAGCUGCUGUCGUUGCAGCUGUUGUUGCUGUUGACACAUUAAUGUGUUUCUCUGGCCUUUUUCUCCAUUUCGUUCAGAAGGCUAUUAUUUCAUUCACACAAAUGCCUGGAGAGUACACACACAUUUCCACGGCUGUGUAACUAUGUAAUGGUGUGUGUGUGUGUGUGCGCGAGUGUGCGCGAGUGUGCGUAUGUGUUUGCCUGUUUUAUUAUGGGACAGAAUAUGGUUACAGUGAAUGGUGAUGACAGAGUGGAGAGAACGAUAGCUUGGUCAAACAGUCUUUGGAAAACAGGGUACGGCUCAAAAAGGCACAAUAUUCAAUACAGAAGAAUACAAUCCACUUCCUCUUCUUGCUACUAUCCUAUUCUCCCUCGUUCUCUGCCUCUGCCUCUCCCUCUCUCUGUCAUUUCGUCUUUCUUGCGCUGUUUCUCUUACUUUUACACACACAACUCUCUCUCUCUCUCCCCAUUUCUCUCUCUCCUUUCCUCUCUUCUCUCCUUUCGCCCCUUUCCCAUCGGUGCGCUCUCUCCUCUUCUCUCAACAGCGUCUUGCUGCUCUCUACUCUUCGCUCUCGCGUCACUCUCGCUCUCGCUCCGAUCCUCCCCCCCCACUCUCCCGUCCCGCCUCUCUACUCUCUUCCUCUUUCUCUCCCCCCUCAGUCGCACGUCCCCCUUACCCCUUCGACGCCGCUAUUCUCGAUCUUCUCCCUCUUCUCUCCUUCUCUCUCACUCCUCUCUCUCUCUCUCUCUCGCUCUCUCUCCUCUCUCUCUCUCUUCUCUCUCUCUCUCUCUCGUCUCUCUCACCUUCUCUCUCUGUCUCUUUCAGGCUGUGGGGUCUCAGAGACAUAGUGGUUAAUAGAAUGAAGGAGUUGAAAGUGAAAAGGAUCACUUUUCAUUUGGACUUCAGGUCUUUCUCCCCCUUCUCUCUAUUCUUAAUAGAUUGGCUUUGAGUUCCCGCAGACCCUGAGAGAGCGACCUGGGGCAGUUCAGUAUAAAGCACCGGCCCUUUGAACGCGUCACAGUCCAUUACACACACACACACACACACACACACACACACACACACACACACACACACACACACACACUCACUCACUCACUCACUCACUCACUCACUCACUCACUCACUCACUCACUCACUCACUCACUCACUCACUCACUCACUCACUCACUCACUCACUCACUCACUCACUCACUCACUCACUCACUCACAUACACACACACACACACACACACUAACUGGACUUGUCUGGAUGAGGGGAGAAAUACAUACAUAUAUGCAUGGGUAAAUGGAAAUGGGAGGUCUGAUGUGAGGCUUAGGAAGGUAUGAGAAAGAACGAAAGAAGGUAAGCUAAGGCACCUAAAUGAAUAAAGAGGAAGAUAUAGGAGGGCUGGAGCAGAGCUUGAAGGAGAGGAAGAAAAUGAUGAUGAAAUGACAGUCUCAGAAAUCAAGGAGACAAGAGAGAGUGAUGGAAGAGGGAGAGAGAGGGAUAAGGAUGAAUUUGAUGGAGAGAGCAGAGGGGGAGGUGGAGAGAGAUUUAGGACUCAGGAGGGACUGAAGAGAAGUGGAGGGCUGGAAACUCUCAUCUCUUUAUUGGGCUAUAUCUAUCCUUAUAUCACCAAGUCAACAACAUCAAUUUCUCCUCCUUUUUCUAUGAAUAUAGCUAUUUGUUUACAUUACGGUUAGAUUCAUGUAAACAAAUGAAAGGGGAGAAAGGAAUACAUUUUCUUAUUCCGGAGAUGAGCUUUGCCUGAGAGUGUCCUUCUCCUCCAGUAAGUGUAUCGAUUGUGUCUGUGUUUUUGUUUCUGAUAUGGACAUAAUAGCUUUUAUUAAUCACACAUUCAAUUAUCCAAUAAAAGGCCUGUGUUAGCGGCCCACUGAUUCAACUCAUCAAGGGGAGUGGAGUGGGAGAGAGGGAGGGGAGGAGAGAGAGAGAGGAGGAGGGCACUUGUAGCCAUUUUUAAUCACUCUCUCUCUCUCUGUACUUUUAUCUCCCUGCAACAGUUGUCUUUAUCUUCUCAGUGUGGGGAGAAGCCACCACAAUAUGUUGCGUAUUUAAAAAGUACUUAGGAUUAUGGGAAUAUAUAAUUGAAACAGAAAAAUAUGAGAAUAAGUCAAAGAAGGAGUGAUUAGGAGUGUUUGUCUGUUAUUCACUGGUUUAGAAGGGUAUAAUCAACUCACUGUUUGGUUUUAAGAGUGUUGUUGUCCUCAUUUUGCUAAUAAUAGCGUCAGUCGAGAGGCUAAGCCAAGCUAACAUAUUUACACUGCCUAUGCUAAGCUAGCUAAUGCACUCACUGAGCCGAAGUUAAAUCAUCAGAAUGGCUACGCUAAGCUAAUUUAAUCACACUGUGUGAUCGAUUAGCACCAUUUGUACGUGGAUGGGCAGGUUGUAAAGGAAAAUGAAAUGGACUGCUGCGUCGCCACAACCUUAUUUCCCUCAGAGAGAGAGAGAAAGAAACAAAGCGAGAGAAACGGAGAGAGAGACUCAAAAAGAGCGAGAGAGAAAGAACAGAGAGAAACUUUCUGACUUUGAAUUUCUGUGAAUAAUUACCUAUCAAUGACUGUUUGUUUCUCCUUAAUUCUCCUUAUUUAACUUUAGAAAGCCUCUUCUAGUGGUGAGGAGUUCAUAUGUACAGUGGGGGAAAAAAGUAUUUAGUCAGCCACCAAUUGUGCAAGUUCUCCCACUUAAAAAGAUGAGAGAGCCCUGUAAUUUUCAUCAUAGGUACACGUCAACUAUGACAGACAAAUUGAGGAAAAAAAAAUCCAGAAAAUCACAUUGUAGGAUUUGUUAUGAAUUUAUUUGCAAAUUAUGGUGGAAAAUAAGUAUUUGGUCACCUACAAACAAGCAAGAUUUCUGGCUCUCACAGACCUGUAACUUCUUCUUUAAGAGGCUCCUCUGUCCUCCACUCGUUACCUGUAUUAAUGGCACUUGUUUGAACUUGUUAUCAGUAUAAAAGACACCUGUCCACAUCCUCAAACAGUCACACUCCAAACUCCACUAUGGCCAAGACCAAAGAGCUGUCAAAGGACACCAGAAACAAAAUUGUAGACCUGCACCAGGCUGGGAAGACUGAAUCUGCAAUAGGUAAGCAGCUUGGUUUGAAGAAAUCAACUGUGGGAGCAAUUAUUAGGAAAUGGAAGACAUACAAGACCACUGAUAAUCUCCCUCGAUCUGGGGCUCCACGCAAGAUCUCACCCCGUGGGGUCAAAAUGAUCACAAGAACGGUGAGCAAAAAUCCCAGAACCACACGGGGGGACCUAGUGAAUGACCUGCAGAGAGCUGGGACCAAAGUAACAAAGCCUACCAUCAGUAACACACUACGCCGCCAGGGACUCAAAUCCUGCAGUGCCAGACGUGUCCCCCUGCUUAAGCCAGUACAUGUCCAGGCCCGUCUAAAGUUUGCUAGAGUGCAUUUGGAUGAUCCAGAAGAGGAUUGGGAGAAUGUCAUAUGGUCAGAUGAAACCAAAAUAUAACUUUUUGGUAAAAAAUCUACUCGUCGUGUUUGGAGGACAAAGAAUGCUGAGUUGCAUCCAAAGAACACCAUACCUACUGUGAAGCAUGGGGGUGGAAACAUCAUGCUUUGGGGCUGUUUUUCUGCAAAGGGACCAGGACGACUGAUCCGUGUAAAGGAAAGAAUGAAUGGGGCCAUGUAUUGUGAGAUUUUGAGUGAAAACCUCCUUCCAUCAGCAAGGGCAUUGAAGAUAAAAUGUGGCUGGGUCUUUCAGCAUGACAAUGAUCUCAAACACACCGCCCAGGCAACGAAGGAGUGGCUUCGUAAGAAGCAUUUCAAGGUCCUGGAGUGGCCUAGCCAGUCUCCAGAUCUCAACCCCAUAGAAAAUCUUUGGAGGGAGUUGAAUGUCCGUGUUGCCCAGCGACAGCCCCAAAACAUCACUGCUCUAGAGGAGAUCUGCAUGGAGGAAUGGGCCAAAAUACCAGCAACAGUGUGUGAAAACCUUGUGAAGACUUACAGAAAAUAUUUGACCUGUGUCAUUGCCAACAAAGGGUAUAUAACAAAGUAUUGAGAAACUUUUGUUAUUGACCAAAUACUUAUUUUCCACCAUAAUUUGCAAAUAAAUUCAUUACAAAUCCUACAAUGUGAUUUUCUGGAUCUCAUUUUGUCUGUCAUAGUUGACGUGUACCUAUGAUGAAAAUUACAGGCCUCUCUCAUCUUUUUAAGUGGGAGAACUUGCACAAUUGGUGGCUGACUAAAUACUUUUUUCCCCCACUGUAUCUGAAUUGGGCUGGAUAACUUUAAAGUCCUUCACUGUGUUGGUUGGCUUUCACAUUGUUUUACUUAGCGAAGCCAAUUCUAAAGUUUCAUGUCUUACAGUUUUGUAGGGGAUUUUUCUGACUUUGAGGCCAGAGUUGGUAGUUGGGUAGCGAAGUAGCCUCAGUUUGGAUGAAAAUGCCUUCCAGAUGUCGACCCUAACACCUCCAAUACGGCAUAAACAAUGUGAGGAGAAACUGUAUUGCAAAAACUCCCAUUGAGUUCCGUCCCCAUGUCUUCCAGAGUUAGCAUGUUAAUGCUUCAAGUCACACUGACUCCUACUUGAACCGUCUGCUCACUCCCUUGUGGGCUCGUAAACCAAAUGAGGCUCAAAAGGCAGCAGUUUAAAACAGCACUUUUUUUCUCUCCUCUCUUUUUCAUUCCAUGUGAGAAAAACCACAUGACUCAGCAGCACGACAAAAGCAGAUUUUUUGUAACCUUGGAGGGGCUGAAGGCAGAGCUGAAGGCAGAACUGAAUGCAGAGCAAAGCCAAGCAGUUUAGUGGCAUUUAGCUGGUUCUGUAGUGAGGUCUGAGAACAGGCUGUCAUUUAUAGUAGCAGAGAGGGGGUGGGAGAGAGAAGGAGUGGGAGGUAGAGAGGUAGAAAGACAUACAGAAGGAGAGGAGAAAAGGGAGGGAGAGAUGAGAAAGACAGAAAUUAGAAUACCUUGAGGAGAAAGUACAGUAGGAAAAAGGAUAUUGGACCAACAGAAAGGGAUGUGGGAAUUAUGUAGAGAAAGGGACAGAGGGAAGGAAACAGGGGAAUUGGGAUGGGAGAGAGAGGGACAGAGGGAAGGAGACAGGGGAGUUGGGAUGGGAGAGAGGGGGACAGAGGGAAGGAGACAGGGAAGUUGGGAUGGGAGAGAGAGGGACAGAGGGAAGGAAACAGGGGAGUUGGGAAGGGAGAGAGAGGGACAGAGGGAAGGAAACAGGGGAGUUGGGAUGGGAGACGAGAGGGACAGAGGAAGGAGGGCAGGGGGAGUGGGGGAGGAGGGGAGAGAGAGGGACAGGGAAGGAGACAGUGGAGUUAGGAUGGGAGAGCGAGAGAGGGACAGAGGGAAGGAGAAAGGGGAGUUGGGAUGGGGAAGAGAGACAGAGGGAAGGAAACAGGGAGUUGGGAUGGGAGAGAGGAGAGCAGAGGGACAGGGAGAGACGGGAGUUGGGAUGGGAGAGAAGAGGGACAGGAGUGGGAUGGGAGAAGGCUGAGUGGGGUUGGGAGGUGGGAUGGAGAGAGGGAAGAGGGAAGGAGACGGGAGUUGGGAUGGAAGUGAAGGAGCAGAGGGAAGGAGACAGGGGAGUUGGGAGGGAAGGAGAGAGAGGAAUAGGGGAAGGAGGGACAGGAGGGGAGUUGGGAUGGGAGAGAGAGAGGGACAGAGGGAAGGAGAAAGGGGAGUUGGGAUUGGGAGAGAGAGGGACAGAGGGAAGGAAAAGGGGAGUUGGGAGGGAGGGGAGAGAGAGGGACAGAGGAAGGAGAAGGGGAGUUGGGAUGGGAGAAGAGAGGGAGAGGAAGGGACAGGGAGGGUGAAGGGGAGUAGGAUGGGAUGAGCGAGAGAGGGACAGAGGGAAGGAGAAAGGGGAGUUGGGAUGGGAGAGAGACAGAGGGAAGGAAACAGGGGAGUUGGGAUGGGAGAGAGAGGGACAAGAGGAAGGAAAGGAGGAGUGGUGGGUUCAGAGAGACGGGACUAGUGGCUUAACGGUGAUUGGAUGGUAGUUUUGCUAGCCCUGACAGAUCGACCCAGAGGUAAGGAAAAGGGGAUGUGUGGGAUGGGCCAGACACAGAGGACCAAGGGACAGCCCGAAACUUAGGAGUUUGGAUGGAGAGGAAGAAGGAUACUGGGAGUUGUACGAGACACGGAAGGUGGGACUUGAGAAAAAAAUAGAGCAAUUACAAUUUGUCGAUGCAGAGAAGUAGAGAGAGAGUAAAAGAGAGAAAGGGAGGAGAGGCUGGCUUCACAGAGGUCUUGAAAUAUCCGUCUCCUCUCUGCUGUGUUGUGAUGUUAUCUUCCCUCUCUAUCUCCUCAUCAGCACAGGGUAGAGGCCGAUAAGACUGUCUGCUCUGCUGCUCGGCACACACACACACAGCCAAAGUCACAGCUACAAGAUACAUGGCAGGUUUGUAGUGCAUUGAUGUGUAAAAAUGUCAUACUGGGAGGCUUUUUCACAAACUGUAGCACCACUUAUUGUUCUCUUGGUUGAAGUAGAACGUUUUCACUCUUCUGGGUCACUGUCUUACCAAUACUGCAACUACUGUAUCAGAGAGGAGGGAGGUAAAGGGAAGACUGUGUCAACCUCUCUGACUUUCAUGCAUCUUGUUUCAUGCAUCUUGUCCACAUGGUUCGAUUUUGGGUCCAGUACUGUUCAGUUUAUAUAUGAUACCCCUUGUCAGCGUUAUCAGAAAGCACAGCAUUGAUUUUCACUGCUACGCAGACGAUACACAACUUUACAUACACUACCAGUCAAAAGUUUUAGAACACCUACUCAUUCAAAGGUUUUAAUUUAUUUUUACUAUUUUCUACAUUGUAGAAUAAUACUAAAGACAUCAAAACUAUGAAAUAACACAUAUGGAAUCAUGUAGCAACCCAAAAAAGUGUUAAAUAAAUCAAAAUAUAUUUUAUAUUUGAGAUUCUUCAAAUAGCCACCCUUUGCCUUGAUGACAGCUUUGCACACUCUUGGCAUUCUCUCAACCAGCUUCAUGAGGUACUCACCUGGAAUGCAUUUAAGUUAACAGGUUUGCCUUCUUAAAAGUCAAUUUGUGGAAUUUAUUUCCUAAUUAAUGCGUUUAAGCCAAUCACUUGUGUUGUGACUAGGUAGGGGGGUAUACAGAAGGUAGCCCUAUUUGGUAAAAUACCAAGUCCAUAUACAUUUACAUUUACGUAAUUUAGCUGACGCUCUUUUCCAGAGCGACUUACAGUUAGUGAGUGCAUACAUUAUUAUUUUCAUACUGGCCCCCCGUGGGAAACGAACCCACAACCCUGGCGUUGCAAACGCCAUGCUCUAUCAACUGAGCUACCUCCCUGCCUGCCAUUCCCUCCCCUACCCUGGACGACGCUGGGCCAUAUUAUAGCAAGAACAGCUCAAAUAAGCAAAGAGAAACGACAGUCCAUCAUUACUUUAAGACAUGAAGGUCAGUCAAUAGGGACAAUUUCAAGAACUUUUAAAAUUUCUUCAAGUGCAGUUGCAAAAACCAUCAAGCGCUAUGAUGAAACUGUCCCUCAUGAGGACCACCACAGGAAUGGAAGACCCAGAGUUACCUCUGUUGCAGAGGAUAAGCUCAUUAGAGUUACCAGCCUCAGAAAUUGCAGCCCAAAUAAAUGCUUCACAGAGUUCAAGUAACAGACACAUCUCAACAACAACUGUUCAGAGGAGACUGUGUGAAUCACGCCUUCAUGGUCAAAUUGCUGCAAAAAAAACACUACUAAAGGACACCAAUAAUAAGAAGAGACUUGCUUGGGCCAAGAAACAUGAGCAAUGGACAUUAGACCAGUGGAAAUGUGUCCUUUGGUCUGAGUCCAAAUUUGAGAUUUUUGAUUCCAACCGCCGUGUCUUUGUGAGACGCGGUGUGGGUGAACGGAUUAUCUCCACAUGUGUAUUUCCCACCAUAAAGCAUGAAGGAGGAGGUGUUAUGGUGUGGGGGUGCUUUGCUGGUGACACUGUCUGUGAUUUAAUUAGAUUUCAAGGCACACUUAACCAGCAUGUCUACCGCAGCAUUCUGCAGUGAUAGGCCAUCCCAUCUGGUUUGGGCUUAGUGGGACUAUCAUUUGUUUUUCAAUAGGACAAUGACCCAACACACCUCCAGGCUGUGUAAGGGCUAUUUUACCAAGAAGGAGAGUGAUGGAGUGCUGCAUCAGAUGACCUGGCCUCCACAAUCCCCUGACCUCAACCAAAUUGAGAUGGUUUGGGAUGAGUCGGACCACAGAGUGAAGGAAAACAGCCAACAAGUGCUCAGCAUAUGUGGGAACUCCUUCAAGAUUGUUGGAAAAGUAUUACAGGUGAAGCUGGUUGAGAGAAUGCCAAGAGUGUGCAAAGCUGUCAUCAAGGCAAGGGGUGGCUAUUUGAAGAAUCUCAAAUCUCAAAUAUAUUUUGAUUUGUUUAACACGUGUUAUUUCUUAGUUUUGAUGUCUUCACUAUUAUUCUACAAUGUAGAAAAUAGUAAAAAUAAAGAAAAUCCCUUGAAUGAGUAGGUGUUCUAAAACUUUUUGACCGGUAGCGUAUCUGUGUCACCAGAGGAUUUUAGCUCCACGGAUAAAUUAUUAGACUGUAUUAGUUAUUUAAAUAUUUGGAUUGCUCACAAUUUUCUCCAGCUAAAUCAAGACAAGACUGAGAUACUUAUUGUUGGAGCCAAAGCACAGAAAGAUAAUCUAGCCACACAUUUUAAAUUCACAGGAAAUAAAGAUAAAACACCAUGAAAAAAACCUAGGCGUUAUUUUAGAUUCUGAACUCAUUUUCAAAUCACACAUUAGGAAUGUGACCAAAAUAGCUUUUUACCACCUGAGGAACAUUGCCAAGGUGUGUCAGUUUUUCUCUCAGGUUGAUACAGAGAGACUCAUCCAUGCUUUUAUUAUAAGCAGGAUUGACUACUGUAAUGCUCUCCUGUCUGGUCUACCAAAGAAAGCCAUUGGUCAACUGCAAAACAUACAGAAUGCUGCAGUACGGGUACUGACCAAGACCAGAUGGAGAGCACAUAUUACACCGGUUUUAAGGUCUCUGCACUGGCUGCCUGUGAGUUUUAGAAUUAAUUGUAAGAUUAUUCUAUUGGUUUUUAAAUCAAUCCACAAUUGUGCACCCCAAUACAUGUCAGACAUGCUUUUAAGUUAUGUACCCAGUAGGUCCCUCAGGUCCUCUGGCACUGGCCUUUUAACUAUCCCAAAGCCUAGGACUAAGAGGCAUGGAGAGACAGCCUUUAGUUAUUAUGCCCCCAGCCUCUGGAAUAACCUGCUAGAGAACCUGAGGGGGGCUGAAACUGUGGACAUAUUUAAGAGAACUUAAAACACACCUUUUUAGCUUUGGUUUUCCUUAGUGUGCUUUUUAGUUGUUCAGUUUUUAUUGUUAUUCUUUUGUUUUUUAUCAUCUUACAGUAUGUUUGUUGUGUAGUGAAUAUUAAAGUUUUUAUUUUCAUUGUUUUUAUUAGUUUUUUCAUGUGAAGCACAUUGAAUUCCAUGUCUGAAAUGUGCUGUAUAAAUAAAGCUUAAUUAGAUUUUCCUCUCUUCUCCUCCUCAGAUAGAUCGUAAUCUCUUAUCUCAUCCUGGCAACUGAGAAACGUUGUUUUAUUUUCUCUUGAAAGGGGAUGCAUCAGCUUGUGUUUCAUUUCUACUACGAGUGUUUUUCCUCAGGGUCCUUAAGUGUUACGGUGACUUUCUGAACUAAAGUUACUCCGGAAGAUACUGUUAGAUUGAAUUGUUCUUUAUUGGCGCUGUCUGUCAGACUUUUUUGGGUUACCGAGAGUUUUUAAUUAUGAAGAAAAAUAAUAUUAUAUAUAUUCUCAAAUGUAAUUUAUGACAUGAAGUUUCCUAAAACUAUCAAUGUUUCCUGUUCUGCAAGUAUUUCCUUAUGUCUGUUCAAAAUGUAUCCUACUACUACACUACACUCAACCCAACAUGCUGUCAUAUACGCUUCAAUGGACUUGGGCCGGUAACAAAUGGAACCCUCGCAAAUUCUGCUACCUCGUAUUCCUCAUCUCAUCCUGUCUGAUAAAACCAAAAGCCUUUAUGUAAGCAAGGCUCACAAUCUAAUGAAGUUCCUCUUAGCAUUUCCCUCGAACAUCGUCCUCUCACAAAGCAAUCACACAGUCCGAUAGGCAUCAGAGUCCCCCUGGGGUCCUGGCUAUAUUAAAACAAGAAUAAUUACCCUGGUACAUGUUGUCCUGCUUUCCUCCUCUUCCUCUCCCAUAGUGGAUGUUUUGGCAAUAAUGUUAGUGAGGUCGUUUAGAAACGGACCCCUAGUCCUUACUGGACUAACUGGCCUGUAGUGAUUAAUUGUGUGUGUGUGUGUGUGUGCGUGCGUGCCAUGCACGUGUGUGUGUGUGAGAAAGAGGGAGGAUGUGGGGGUAGAAAGAAAGAGGAUAGUAGAGAGUGUGAGUUUGAGUUAGUGAAAUAGAAUGCAGGGAGAGAGCGAAUCAGAGUGUGUGUGUGUGUGUGUGUUUGUGUGAUAGAGAGAGAGAGAGUGUGUGUGAUAUGAUUUGACAUUAGUGAGUCAUCUGAUGAAGACUGCAGGCUGCUGUGUCGUGAACAGCGCUGGUUGAACGCCUCGCUUUAUUCUGGAUCACUCAGAUAAUUUCACUUUAACCUCCGGGAAAUGUCUCAUUUGACCUGCCGUUACUGCCUUCGAUCGAUGCUCUGUUUUCAUUUCUCUCGAUUCUUCUCUCUCGCUACCUCUCUCUCUAUCCUCUCAAUCUCUCAUUCUCCCUUUCAAUGAGAGAAGGCCAGACAGGGAGCACGUUCUAAAUUGCUGCCGUCACCGGAAUGAGAUUUUUGUUUACGACGAGGAGAGUGUGUAUGAUUAUGUGUGCGUCCAGACCCUGUUCCUUUGAAUGUAAAAUGUCUGAUUUUAGAAUGAAAGGCGGAGUUGAUUAAAGUGAAAUGUAAGUGAAGUGUUUGACUUGUUUGAUAUGGAGAUGGUAGGUCAGUGGGGGAUAGGCUAUCAAAGUAAUCUGAACCGAGGGAAAUACAGAGUUCACAUACAGUUCACAGCAUUGAUGGUACUGGGAGAUGUCAACUCUGAUUCCAAUACAGGCACUUAUACUUCGACUGAGGCAUUUGAACGUCUAGAGAUAUAGACAUUCAUUACAGUACCUAUCAUUUAGAUAAAAAUUACAUCAUUAUUGCUUGAGUUCACUAAUAUAGUCUACAAUGCUGUUUGAUCAAAUCGGGCAGAAUCCAAACUUUUCUUACAGUUAUGAAAUAACUAAUUUAUGAGUUGUGGAUCUCAAGUUAGGAGUAAGACAUUUUGAGUAAGACAUUCAUGUUAAAAAGAUACCAUGUAUUGACCAGUUCCUGUUUGUGUUUCUCCCCAGGCCUUGCGGUCGGAGCUGAAGGACCGUGAGCAUGUUGUGGUCAGUACGCUGGACCAGGCACGCAUGUACCUGGCUGACCAGCCCAUCGAGGGGCCGGGAGAACCACGCAAGAACCUACAGCCCAAAACAGGUGAGUCUCCUGUCACUGCCUAGCCUGAACACACACAUACACAGACACAGACACAGACACACACACACACACACACACACACACACACACACAACCUUACACACACAACCUUGAAAAGCAGCUCUGAUGUUCCCCAGUCCACUUGAUGAUUAUUUGUUGUGUGAUAUGAUGCUUAGAAUACACCCAAACACUAAAUAUGCACCAUAUUCCAUUAGUAAUUCUGUCUCUAAAGGCUGCUCGGCCCAAGCAGAUGAAACAGUGAAGUCGUUGCUACUAUACAUCAGCACAUUUCCUCUUUAACCAAGUCAGGAUGUUCAAUAAUGUAGCAGACCCCUGAGAUGAUCUGUGAUCUGGCCCUUCCGUGUCUUCUUUGAUGUAGUUAUCGAAGGCCUCUUGUCGAAUCAGUAUUUAAGAACUGCUCUGAGAGCUGUGAUGGGUAGGAUGGUUCCAUUCUGGUGCAUGUAAAAUCAGAAUGUGAAACUUAUCUGAAACCAACCCUAAAAUGACCUCAGAUGCUGUCACAGAAGUGUGUGUGUGUGGCUGUAGAGGGUAUAUCUGAUCUAAAACCUGUGACAGCUCAGAUGCUUUAGAGAGUAAAGACCAGUGACAACAGGGACACCUCUGUCUCCUCUAGUCAUGUCUGAACCCAGUGGCUGAGAAGACCUUAGUCUCAGGAUCCUCUCAGACCCAAUCAAACGCUCCCAGAGUUUCCCUGGCCUUUGUUUGCAUUUCAAACUUCUCAUUAUUAAAGCAGACAGCUCCCACGCUGGUCCUGUCUGGGGUGUGUGGCUAUCUAUUUCUGGCAGACUGACAAAUAGACAGACAGACGGACCCGCUGUAGAUACUCCCUUUUUGUUUAGUUUGGGUAUAAUGUGUAUAAUGAUGUUGUAUAUACAAGGUGCAUUUGUAAAAGAGACCUAGGUCUCAAUAUGUCUCAAUAAAAGUUAAAUAAAAAAAUAGAAAAUGUGUGCCUGUGUGUGCUUGCAUGCAUGCUUCAGAUCAGGGUGUUUGAGAUUUAGAUGGUCUCUGACACACUGAUUUACAUGUCAGGUCUGCAGACAAGAUCAACAUUUGGUCGUUCUCUUUAGAGUGAAUGUCUCGCUUCAAGUUGAAAUGCUUGCUUUUAUUCCACAACCAACUUCCCCCUUUUAAGAUGUUCAAGUCUUUGUCCUCUCUCUCUCUCUCUCUCUCUCUCUCUCUCCUCUCUAGGCCCCUCCGCGCUCCUCCUCCCCUUUGGGAAGCCAGUCCGCCUCGGAGUCAGAUGUUGUUCUGCUCUCCUCUCCUUCUUCUUCUAUCUUCCUCUCCUCUCUCUCUCUCUCUCUCCUCUCUCCCCUCUCUCCCCCUCCCCCUCUCUUCUCCCCCCUCUCCCACCUGACUCCAGAGGAGAAGGCGCGGGGUGUGGCCAGGGCCAUCAGGAAGCAGACAGCGGAAGUGCAGGAGCGUUGGGAGCGUCUGCAGGGCCACGCGGGGGGCUGGCAGAGCCAGGUAGAGAAGGCUUUAGAGAGGCUACAGGAGCUACAGAGCAACAUGGACCAGCUGGACCUGCGGCUAGCCAGGGCAGAGGAGACCAAGGCUGGCUGGCAGCCUGUAGGAGACCUGCUCAUAGACUCACUGCAGGACCACAUAGCGAAGACCACGGUGAGAGGGGUGACUGGAGAGUUACUGGUUUAUUAAUGGGGGAGAGAGGAAAGGUGUUUUUACAUUCACUACAAUACAUUUAGGGCCAACAAGGACUUGCUGGUAGGUACUAGUAGGUAGUAAUUGGCCUGUACAUACAGUACGUCAAUGGCCAAAAAUGAAUAACCUGUCACCAUCGGCUCAGGUAUUACCCCAGCACUGUAGUAUGUACAGUAUCAGGACAAUGUCACAAUUAAGACUAAACACUGUACUGAUAAUGUAAUGUACAUCUGCCCACAGCAAAACACUGAUCUGAGUAUUUUGUUUGUGUGUCCCAUGUGUGUGUGUCCCAGACCUUCAAGGAGGAGAUGUCCCCUCUGAGGCAGGACAUGCGUGUGGUGAACGAGCUGUCUGGUGAGCUGGCUUCCUCUGGAUGUCCAGCUGUCCUCCAUCUCCUCCAGACAACUGGAUGA